Messenger RNA from Adineta steineri, 1599 nucleotides. The record is from the annotation of a GenBank genome assembly. Lineage: Eukaryota; Metazoa; Rotifera; Eurotatoria; Adinetida; Adinetidae.
AUCCUUAUUUAACAACAAUAUAUUUAUUCAUUUCAAAAUUCGUUACAGUAGGCUUCAUGAGUGGCACUCUUUUUUUCACCUUGAAAUUCUUGUUUCUUUAUAAUCCCAUACAAAUGCAUGCAGGACGAACAGUUUUAAGCAUUCGUGUAUGUUAUGAUAAGAAUAAAAUGAAAAAAAGUACCGAACGGAAAAUGUGAAUGUUUUUUUUGCGACAUCAAAAGGUAUGAUGUGUCUGAUUUCACAAAUGUUGAAUUUUUGUAUCGUAUUGCAUACUUUCUUUUUCAGAUUUCUUUGAAUAUUUCGAAUAACUCGACGUAUCAAAAUAAUUGUCGAUACUUUAUACCCUUCGAAUAUUGUUAGCUUUCCUCGUCAGAAAAUAUUCAUGGAAGAUUUUCGAGCGUCCAAUAGUCGUGUAUACAUCAAAUAUCUAGUUAUUCUAUUAUUCCUCAUAGUCAUCGGGUAUACUUACAGCAGAUCAAACAAAGAAAUACUCAAAGAUCAUAAACGUUUCUUGCAGUGUGAAACUCCAGUGGCAACACCCUUACUGUCAAUAUGGAAUCCAUCGCCAACGGCAAGAAAAAAUGCAAUUGCUAUUUUGUUUGAAGGACUUAUAAUAGAUUUAGCGCCUAAGGUAAAAGUGCUUGAUGCGUAUAUUUCUGAUAAUUUGACGGCAGAUAUCAUUAUUUUCCACACUUUAUAUCCUUCGAAAGCCCAUUUACAGUCGUUUGCCAGUACCACUAAACGUCAAGUUAUUUUCUAUAAUAUAGACGCCAUAUUUACAUCGUUUCCGAAAGGAUUCGAUCCCUAUCUAAAUGAACCAACUUGGUCAAAACGAGGCAAAUGGAACUAUCAUCAUAUGUGUCGAUUUUGGUUCAAACUUAUUCUAGAUAUUCCAUUAAUUAAUAAAUAUGACUAUAUUAUGAGACUUGACAGUGAUUCAAAAGUAACGGGAGUUUGGUUUAAUGUUUUUGAUCUGAUGAAAAAUAAAACGGCAGUCAAUUUUGCUAACGUAGAACAAGCAGAUACCGAAGCUAUAUUACCUGGUCUAAUGAAACUCAAAACAUUUACACUAGACUAUCAAAAGAAAUAUGGGAUAAUUCCUAAAAAUCCGAUCAGAUUGACACGAGCUUUUGACAUUCCCGAUCAUAUACGUUUACAUAAUACAAAUUUUGAUAUCUUCGAAAUCGAGCUUUUCAAAAGUCAACCUGUUACUCAUUGGAUUAAUGCAGUGGACAAAAGUUUUGGAUAUUGCGCAACCUCACAAUUUCAACCGUAUAGCGGUUUCCCUAAACACAAGAGUGUGAGAAAUGAUAAACAACUAGCUAAAUUUCAAGAUGAGAUUCAAGCAAAUAAAUUAUAUGAAACGAUUAUGACUUCCUAUCUUAAUUUAAAUCCAAACCAAUUCAUUGAUCAGUUAAUUAGUAUACGACAGAAACAAGCACAAAUUUUGGAAGAACUGCUUCAGUUAGAAAUGCGAAUUCUUGAUAAAUUUUUACCACCUGAACUUGAUCAACAAGAAACGAUAGUUGCACUUAUUGCUUAUAUACCCUUAAAUAAUAAACGUUAUAAAAUGAUACAAGAUGCAAAACGUCAAUGGUU